AGACGAAGAAUUUCUCUUGUCAUUGUCAAAUACACGAUUGCGGUCAUUGUGAGUGUGAUUGUGAGCUUUUAGGCUAAGUUUGUUAUUUACUGUAAAAGUUGAGUGAAGGAGGCAACUUUUAUUUAAGUAAAGCAGAAAAGGGACUAUGGCAGACGUCUUAGAUAUUAACGAUGUGGGAGAUAUCGACGUAGAAGACGAAGGAGACCAAAGCAUUAGCAGGUUGAAAGACAAAGUUGUCAAGAGGAAAGGUAGAGGAUUUGGACCCGGUGAGCCUCGCGAGCACGAGAAAGUGAGAGGCUAUGAGAGUGUUGAUCACGGAGAUGGGGAUGAACUAGGUCCCCAAAAAUCUGUCGAAGGCUGGAUUCUCUUCGUAACAUCAGUUCACGAAGAAGCCAGCGAAGACGAUUUGACAGAAAAGUUCUCGGAGUUCGGUCAGAUUAAAAAUAUCAGCAUUAACUUGGAUAGGAGAACAGGCUUUUUAAAAGGUUACGCGCUAAUCGAAUACAGCACAUACGAUGAAGCAGCAGCCGCUAGAGAAGCCCUAAACGGCUCAAGUUUGUUGGGGCAAACAGUUGGCGUGGAUUGGUGUUUCGUCAAAGGUGCAAAAAAGUCCAAGAGGAAGAGUCGCAGGCAUUAGAUCUAAGAGUAGGUCUCAUUUUGUAUUAACUUAAUUGGACGUAAUUAAUUCUAUUGGGAUUAUGUUUUAUAAAUAAACUUUCCAGAAUAAA
Messenger RNA from Dendroctonus ponderosae (mountain pine beetle), 728 nucleotides. It is a transcript of the gene tsu, whose product is annotated as RNA-binding protein 8A. Gene Ontology annotation, cellular component: cytoplasm; nucleus; exon-exon junction complex. The transcript has 3 exons. Lineage: Eukaryota; Metazoa; Arthropoda; Insecta; Coleoptera; Curculionidae. Gene Ontology annotation, molecular function: mRNA binding. The record is from RefSeq and is a predicted model, not a curated record. Gene Ontology annotation, biological process: RNA splicing. The coding region runs from base 146 to 637 and encodes 163 amino acids.